UUCAAAAAAAAUCCAUGUACUUAAUUCAAACCGAAAUACUCGAUUAUGUAUUUUCAUCUUCCAUGCGUUUUCAUUUAUAGAGACUGACAGGUCUAUAUUGUCCAGUGAAGUCCAGGUCUGCUCUAUAAAUCGUGCAGUUUUGUAGAUUCAUUAGACUGUGAACCACGUAUGAGUAUGCAGAAAGCAAACUGGAUUAUUUCUUAAGGCAGCAACAAAUCAGAUGCCAAAACAAAUUUGAGAAAUGAUGAAAGGCGCGAAAAGCGGGAAAAUAAGUCCAGAGUGGCGGUUAGAUUUUGGAUCCAAAGCGUCGAGCGUUGGUAACGAGAGUGACCGACGGAUACUAAGCACCGUAAUAGAAGAGAAUAGUGCAUCUAUUAUAAAGAGACUCUGCAAGCACUGGAAAAUGUUCGUUGUCAUCAUCGUACCUAUAUCAGCAAUGCUAAUGCUUUCGUCGUUCUCUUUGAGUCGAGCGUCUGAAAUCCGACAGAGUACAUCUACAGCUAUAGACAGUAUUAACCACAGUCUCAAGAUCAGUGACCUAGUUAAACAUCUUCAGCGAGAACGAGGCAUGUCUACAUCCUUCAUAUGGGCAUCAAACUUUUCAACUUCUAUAUUAGAUCAGCUUCAUGUACUUCGACAAGAAACAAACACUAGUUUGUGGAACGUUAACUGGCCUAGCGAGGGUAUUUCUAUGCGGAACACUCAAUGGUCAGUUGAUGACUUAAUGUUUUCUUUAAACAGACAUAGACAGGAUGUUGAUAUCAGAUCUAUGGAUAUUGUGUAUAAUUUAGACUAUUAUACAACACUAACAAACGCUUUAUUGAAGUAUAUUUCCCAGUCUGUAACUCCCCCAGAUAACGCUGCGGUGCAAGUGUUAAUUGUGGCUAGUGGCGCUUUGUUAUCGAUGACAGAUGACAGAGGCAUACAAAGAGCUCUUGGGACGACAUUUUUUACGUCAUGUGGAUGGCCAUCUAAAGAUAUAGAGACAAACUACAAGUCAUUGCAAGGAAGGUCAUCUGCUUUUUUAGACACGGCUAUGUAUCAUGACAGAAAGAUUGAAAUACAGCUAACAGAACACAAACAGAGCUCGGCUAAUUUGUCAAAUUUUAUAAAUGCUCAUGAUUCAUUUCAUUUAUUCAUGGAGUAUGAAAACAUUUGCAGUUCUACUUCUUUGCCUGAAAGAGAAGCUUACAGUACGGAAUGGUUUAGUAAUAUGACAGUUUUUAUUGAUAUCUUCUUCGAAAUUCGUGAGUCUAUCAAUGAAGAAAUACGAUCUGGUCUAAAAGACCUACAAUCGAUCGCACAAUUUGAGUUUACACUUUUUCUGUCCACUUUAAUAGUUGCUAUAACAAUUAGUGGCAUCUUGUCCACUUGGUACAUGUACUGUAUUGCCACACUGACUGGAAACUUGUCAAAGUAUGCCAGUAAAGUCAAAAGGAAAAGUGACGAGCUAGCGCAAGAGAAGAGAAAGACUGAUAAUCUACUUUAUCAGAUGUUACCAAAGAAAAUUGCUAAUAUCUUGAAAACAGGGAAUACUUCUGAUGCUGAACAUUUCAAUGACGUCACAAUAUACUUUAGUGAUAUCGUAGGUUUUACCACAAUAGGAGUUCAAAGUCAACCACUUGACAUUGUUAACCUACUCAACGAUUUAUACAGUUUGUUUGACGAAUGCAUAGAUAAGUAUGAUGUUUAUAAAGUAGAAACGAUUGGAGAUGCUUACAUGGUUGCCAGUGGUGUACCGACACCUAACGGAGGAAACCAUGCACCAGAAAUAGCAUCAAUGGCCUUGAGAAUCAGACAGGAAGUCAACGGUUAUACUAUACCACACAUGCCGGGUAGAACUCUGCAGAUAAGGAUUGGAGUACAUUCAGGACCAUGUGUUGCUGGUGUUGUUGGAACUAAGAUGCCGAGAUAUUGUUUGUUUGGAGACACUGUCAAUACAGCAUCGAGAAUGGAGUCUAGCGGCAUGGGUGGAAGAAUACACAUAAGCUGUGUUACACAAGCUCUGUUAAACGAUCAUGGAAAUUUUGUAAUGGAGUUCAGAGGUAUCAUUGAUGUUAAGGGAAAGGGGCCAAUGGCUACAUAUUGGUUAGAGAAAUUGAAAGUUGAAGAACCUGCUAAAGUAGUUUCAAUGUUUCUUUGAAAGUCUCAUGGUGAUAACAGCGGGAAGUCUCAGGGAUUGGAAAAUGAUUGACAUUUCAAGUAAACCUAAGUUGUAUAGAAACCAAAGACAGCUCAAUGUUUCUAUAUGGAGGAUGAACAAGAAAACUGCCAGACAAUCGCAUAAUAAUGUGUAAUAUUUGCACCAUUUGUGUCUUAUUAUUGUUUUUGCUUUUUUAUGCGUACAUAUUUUAUAUUUACUCCCACCGUAAAGGCAUUAGAAUGUCUCGAAAUGUUCGUAUAUUGACUGAAAAUAUGCUUAAAACAAAACCACAGAAAAUUGAAUUUAGAUGAGAAAUCGUUUCUGCAGAUUCCAAAAAAAAAUGAUAUUUUGUUGAAUAAAUUUAAUACUUCAUCAAGACUUUAAAAUAUGAAAGACUACUGUAACACAUGUAAAUAUGUGUACUGAUAACUUUAGCAAGACUUAAAUCAUCUUAUAGAUCUGCUAGAUGUGGGUUAAUAUUUGCAGUAUUCGGAAAUUGCUAUAUUCGAUCAUUCGACCUUCAAUUUUUAUGGAUAUUUGUCGAACAUUUUUUUAUAACGAAUCAAUUCAAGAUGAAUGAAAAGCCUGUAUAUCAAUAAAGUGAAAAAUCUUAACAAUCAGAAGAUUGAGUGGCAGUUCAAAAGGAAGGCUCGUCUUGUUUAUUUAACACAUUAAGUGAUAUCUUGGACUCGAUUAGGGCGUGUUGAGGAGAUGAGGUUGAAUUUGAAAAGGCAGGAUAGAAAUUACAACCAAAAAAAUAUGCAGGCCAAACUUCUCAUCCUAGCCUUCCGUUAAAACCAAAUAGAAGCUCCCUAACGUCUUAAUUUGUUAAUAUUAUUUCCAACAAAUUGCCAACAAUGUACUUUGCAAUAUUUAUAAAUUUAAGUAUGUUUUGACAAAACAUAUCUGUAUCGUAUUAUUGUUAUGCAUUAUUGAAACGAAAAUGAAUUGUUAUCUUCAAAGUCGUAAAUUUGUAUGGGAUGUCAUAUAUAAAUAUGGGAUCGAAAAAGCAAUACUAUUAUCCGAUGGUUCUGUUAAUUUACUACUUGAAUGCAACACCUGGUCAGUUCGACUUCAAAAGGGAUACACUUAAGUAUCAAAGUGUAGUGUUAAUUUCCCUUCGAACCUGACCAAAUUUAAUCUUACUCCCCGUGUCAGUGUCGUAAGACUCAGUGUGUCAAAGUAAGACGAGGUGGCGUGCUUAGUAUAUUAGCUAGUUGGGGUAGUAGAACUUCGCUAAUUUAUGUAUAGCAAAACAAAGCGUAUUGGAGCGUGUCGGAACAUAUCAGUGUAUUGAUUCUCGAGUAGUUAUACACAGCUAAUACACAGCUAGAAGGUAGAAAGAGUAACGGAAGUAGAGUGUCAGAGUUGUAAGAAUGUAGCAUGUCACAGUAGCUUGACUCAUUUAGUUCGAGUACUAAAACUCCGCUAGUGGUAGUAGUAAGACUCAGCCAGUUGGAGUGGUUAAGACUCAGUCAGUCGGAGUGGUAAGACUCAGUGUGUACAAAUAGUAGGACUCAGUGUGCGAAAUAAGGAAGACACAGCGUGUCAAAUAGUGAAGACACAGCGUACCAAAUAAGGAAGACGGAAUGGUGUCAAAUAAGGAAGACUCAGUGUGUGAAAUAAGGAAGAUACAGCGUGUCAAAUAAGGAACCCAGUGUGAGAAAUAAGGAAGACGCAGCAUGUCAAAUAAGGAAGAGGUAGUGUCUCAAAUAAGAAAAACACAUCGUAACAAAUAAAGAAUACGCAUUUUGUCAAAAUUAGGAAGACGCAGUGUGUCAAAUAAAAGAGAUGCAUCGUGUCAAAUAAGGAAAACGCAGCUUGUUAGUGUAGUACGAUUCUGCUUGUUUGAGUAGUAUGCCUCAUCAAGACGAAGUAGUAGGACGCUAUGUGUCAGAGAGGAAAGACACAACCUGUGAAAGAAGAAAACGCAGCAUAUCAGAGAAGUAUAAAAUUGAUAAAAAUCCAGUUUGUCGAAGAAUUAACACUCAACGUGUUACAUUUGUAAGACUGAACGUCACAAUGAAGUAAAACGAAGUGUUUGAGAAUACUAAGACGUUGACUCAGCGUGUAGUAAGACUCAUGCAGCAAUUCAAAGUAGCAAGACUCGGCUUGUCGGAUAAGUAAGACUCAAGGUGUUAGUGAAGUAACUAUCAGACAGUCUGAGUAGUAAGACUCAGCGUGUCAGUGAAGCAAGACUUAGAGCGUCAAUGUAGUAAGACGCAUCAUGCUCAAAUUGUAAGAACAUCAUGCAAGAACUCUAUUGUAAAUUAUUUUUUAUUAUUGAAUAUUACUUGCACAAACAUAAUAUCUUAAUACAUGUACUUGUAACUGUUUGGUAUAUUUUCUGAUUAGCAUAUAAUCACCUUAAUCACAAGAGUUGGUGAUAUGUGCUACGGUUGUUAUAGAGUUUUUCUUUUCGUCUUGUCAUUUUUGUUAUUGUUGCGUUUUUUCAUAUACCAUAAGUGUCACGUUUGUAAGCUGAUACGUUGUGAUCACAUUUUUGUGGUCGUAAAUUAGUUUCAGAUUUAUUUUCAAAAAUUUUAGUGUUUGUGUCGUAAGUUAAAAGGAGAACAUCGGGUUAUAUGUACCUUUGUUUUAUGUUUAGUUAAGGUUUUUUUUUCUUUUCGUCUCUCAUUGUUGUUAUCGUUGGGUUAUUUUUAUGUAAAGACGUGUCACGACUUCGAGCUUAUAUAUUGUGAUGUCUGAACACGCAGACAAGUUGAAAUAAAGAAAAGAAUAUACUUAAAGUUCAAUCUGCUUUUUAGCAAAAAGCUAAUAAGUUUAGAAUAUUAAAGCCAAAUAAAAAUUAUAGUGUUAAAGAAAAUUCCGUAUUCAAAGUUUACAAAAUAAAAAACAAAAAGUAUACAAGGAACACCCAUUUCAGCAUUUAUGUGAAAUAAAAAAUCAUAAAGCUAUUUAGAAGGAAAUAAAAAUUACCAGGUCGAAGAAAGACAGACACAAUUUUCCAC
Mytilus trossulus (common blue mussel) is the source of this 5115-nucleotide messenger RNA. RefSeq lists its product as uncharacterized. Gene Ontology annotation, cellular component: plasma membrane. The coding region runs from base 242 to 2143 and encodes 633 amino acids. The transcript has 6 exons. Gene Ontology annotation, molecular function: adenylate cyclase activity; guanylate cyclase activity; peptide receptor activity. NCBI's taxonomy places the organism in Eukaryota, Metazoa, Mollusca, Bivalvia, Mytilida, Mytilidae. Gene Ontology annotation, biological process: cGMP biosynthetic process; receptor guanylyl cyclase signaling pathway; intracellular signal transduction. The record is from RefSeq and is a predicted model, not a curated record.